Messenger RNA from Ciona intestinalis (vase tunicate), 2700 nucleotides. Its product is annotated as synaptic vesicular amine transporter-like. NCBI's taxonomy places the organism in Eukaryota, Metazoa, Chordata, Ascidiacea, Phlebobranchia, Cionidae. The record is from RefSeq and is a predicted model, not a curated record. Gene Ontology annotation, cellular component: terminal bouton; synaptic vesicle membrane. Gene Ontology annotation, biological process: transmembrane transport; aminergic neurotransmitter loading into synaptic vesicle. Gene Ontology annotation, molecular function: serotonin:sodium:chloride symporter activity.
UACAUUCGAUUUUAUUUAAAAAUGGAUUUUCCGUACGUUGCAGUUACGUAUUUGGUCUAUCCAUGAUUUAUAGUUACGAAUUUUACAGCCACUUUUAACGAAACAUGAAGAUACAGAGAACACGGUCGAAGGAAGUUCAACAAACAAAAGUAAUAACACCAAUUAGAGUGCACAAUAUUAACAUUCAUGGGCGCUGAAGUGUAUUUAAAGCUUUUUCUAAGCCAUUUUAAUAUUUUGUCGAUACGAAAAAAUAUAGUCGCGUAUAAAGAAUCUAUAUUAUUGUUUAGUUCUGCCAACCAAAGCUGCUGUAUUAGCAAACAAAGGCAAAGACGAAAGAAACAGAUUUUACAACAAGACUGUAAACGCUCGAAAACAGCCACGGUUUAUUGCAGGGCUUUAAUACGUCUACUGUCGCGUACACGAUAAAAACAUAUACAGUCAAACGAGCCAAUAACAACAAACAAUAAUAAAAAACGAUUGCACCACUAUGCUUCGGCAAAAAAAAAUUUAAGUUAUGAUGUAUGCAACACCUUUCGUCUGUAAUACUUUAUAUUUAUAAAUAUUUAUCCGCGUAUGAUAACCUAAGAAAUAACCUAACGUCAAUGAACGGAAUCAAAUAUAGGAACGCAACAAACAAAGGUAAUAAAAAACGAAGGAACUUAAAAUAUUGACCUUGCUAGUUCAAAGCCUACCCAGGAUCUACUAGCCCACCACAUUUUGUACCAUAUCAUAUUUUAAGGAAGCGGAGAGUAAGAAAAAUAUGUCGUAAAUAAUUAACGUAUAUAGGGUGGUAAUUAAAAAACAUCAAUUGAGUAAAAUAAUAACUAAAAUUGUUGGACAAAAGGCGGUCAUUUUAGUCCAUAUAAGUUUAUACGUUCGCGUAUUGAAAACAUAGAAAUAAAGAGUAAAUAGGCGCAAUCUAACCUAUUUCGACCCAUGCCGCUUGUACAUACAAAUCAAACGCUCAUUGAUAAUAUUUUGGCGAUCGAUGCAAACGCGAUUUAUACACACCCUGUCUCCUCGCUUUACAGCUGCGUUUGACGUAAAUGGAAAUCAUGGCAAAGAACCGACGUAGAAUAACACCAGGAUGUAAACAUGGAUUUUCAGUAUAAUUUUAACGGGGUGCUGUUCGUCGAGAAUUUUAGACAGUCAUUGAUACAACAUAGUAUUGCGAUAUGACAUGUACGAGUUGCAUCGAGAAAUUAAAGGAAUUUACAGAGUCAAAGGUCUUCGCGGUUGUCAUUGUUUACGCUAGUUUGAUGGUCGAUAAUAUGCUUUUGACUGCGGUGGUACCAAUUUUACCGGAGUACUUCUAUAAACGCCACGUCCAUGAGGUCGAGGCAGCUAUGAAAGAAACGUUAACAACUUCUAAAACAACGUUUCCAACGACAACUCAAGUAUUUCUGAAUUAUACAACUCCAUGCAGUCAUCUACCCGAAGAAAAAUAUCUUGCGAAAGAACCUAUCUAUAUUGGAAUACUAUUUGCUUCUAAACCAAUUGUUCAAACAGUGACCAAUUUAGCCGUCGGUCCGAUUACAGACCGAAUUGGUUUUGAUGUACCAAUGCUUGUGGGGUACUUGAUAAUGACUUCAUCUGCGCUACUCUUUGCAUUCGGCCAGGAGUACGGAGUGCUUUUAUUGGCAAGAGCUAUUCAAGGUGUGGGAUCAGCUUGUGCUGCGACUGCAGGAAUGGCCUGGUUGGCAGACCGCUAUUCUGAUAACACCGAGAGGGGACGAGCCAUUGGUAUUGCACUGGGUGGCUUAGCUUUGGGUGUCUUAACUGGUCCUACUUUUGCUAGCAUUAUCUACCAGCUCGCCGGUAAAGAAUGGGUUUUCAUAAUACUCGCCAUACUGUCUUUGAUUCUGGUGGCGCUGCAACUUACAACUCGAAAAAUGAAAGUAUUUCGAAAACCUUUAGAAGAAAGCGGCACGCCGAUAUAUACACUAUUGAAAGACCCAUACAUCUUAGUUGUUGCAAUCAGCAUUGCCGUUGGAAAUUCAGUCAUUGGGAUAGUAGAGGCCGGGCAGCCAAUCUGGAUGAUUAAAACUAUGUGCCCAACCAAAUGGGAAUUAGGAGUGGCUUUUCUACCGAUAAGUAUCUCAUACUUAAUAACAAUUAAUUUGGUCGCACAAUUUGGACAUAAGGUUGCUCGAUGGAUAUUCUGUCUUGCUGGAUUUUACUGCUGCACCAUCGGUGCCAUCGCCUAUCCAUUUGUUCGCAUAGUUCCGGAAAUAAUUGGACCUGGUAUUGUUCUGGGAACUGGUGUUGGUUUUGUCGAUUCUCUUUUACCUGUAAUGGCUUUUCUGGUUGACACAAGGCACAAACCGGUCUAUGGAAGUGUGUAUGCGAUCGCUGAUAUUUCAUUCUGCAUGGCUUUUAUAUUAGGGCCUCUGAUAUCGGGCGGUGUUAUUACACUCGGGGGGUUUAAAUGGCUAAUGUGGGGCAUGGCUAUUGUACUGUUUGCGUAUGCACCAGUGGUGUGCCUUUUACGCAAAGUUCUGUUUAAGGACGAAGAGACGAUGCCAAUUCUCUACCGAGCGGAAGAAACACGUGCCGAGGAAAGCGACUCUGUCUUUCAAUAAUAAUGCAGUAUUUCGUCUGUUUUUAACUUCACAAUGCUUUGGCAGCAUGCACUUCGCAUUAGAUAAACCCAGACUUGAAUGUUAGCUUAUUUAUACACACAAUAAAAAAAUUAAACUG